This is a messenger RNA of Vigna angularis (adzuki bean), 1225 nucleotides long. Its product is annotated as B-box zinc finger protein 21. Gene Ontology annotation, molecular function: zinc ion binding. Bases 171 to 965 code for a protein of 264 amino acids. Gene Ontology annotation, biological process: photomorphogenesis; regulation of DNA-templated transcription. NCBI's taxonomy places the organism in Eukaryota, Viridiplantae, Streptophyta, Magnoliopsida, Fabales, Fabaceae. The record is from RefSeq and is a predicted model, not a curated record. Gene Ontology annotation, cellular component: nucleus. The transcript has 3 exons.
AGCAAGAAGAAGAAGAAGAAGAAAUGAAUGAGUUAUGACCAUUUGACCAUAUUUAAGUAUCUCAAUCACUUGCCACUUUUCAUAACCAUUACACAACUAAACCCCACGCUUCCUUUAUUCUCCUUCUUCUCAAAACUUCAUUCUCACACAAAAACCUUCAACUUUAAACCAUGAAGAUCCAAUGCGACGUCUGUGACAAACACGAUGCAUCCGUCUUUUGUACCGCCGAUGAAGCCGUCCUCUGCGACGGCUGCGACCACCGCAUCCACCACGCCAACAAACUAGCCUCCAAACACCAGCGUUUCUCUCUUCUUCGACCCAAACAACACCCUCUAUGCGAUGUUUGUCAGGAGAGAAGAGCCUUCACGUUCUGUCAGCAAGACAGGGCGAUUCUGUGCAGAGAGUGUGACGUGUCGAUUCAUUCUGCGAAUGAACACACCCUUAAGCAUGAUAGGUUCCUUCUCACUGGUGUUAAACUUUCUGCUUCUUCUUCAUCGCAAGAAACCCCUUCUCCUUCAAACUCCGCCCCUGAUUCUCCUUUUGACCUUUCGCAUCAAAAAACAAUACCUUUAUCUUCCACCGUCAGUGAGGUUGGUGUUGAAGCGGCGGCAUCCACCGGCGCUAGCAGCAUAUCGGAGUAUUUGAUAGAGACUCUUCCUGGGUGGCAGGUUGAAGACUUUCUCGAUUCAUAUUCUGUUCCCUUUGGUUUCUGCAAGAGUGAUGAAUUGUUGCCACGGUUUGAUGGUGACAUGGAGAGUCAUCUGGGUACCUUUUCAACAGAGAACAUGGGAAUAUGGGUUCCUCAAGCGCCACCACCUCUUCUGAGUUCUUCACAGAUGAAUAGAGCGAUUGGUCAAAACGAAAAUAACAUCAAAGGUAGCAGAUCGAGGUUGAAGGAUGAUAAUUUCACUGUGCCACAGAUUAGUCCUCAGUCAAAUUCCAAGAGAGGAAGGUUUCUGUGGUAGAAACAAACAAGCAUCAGUUUCCAAUCUCAUGAGCAAGAAUUAACAACCUCUUUCUUUUCAUUUGGUCUUAGGUUACUCUGUCAAUGUUUUUAAUUUAGUUCUGUUUGAUCUUUUUUUCUUGUCUCCCCCUCUAUCUUUCCCACUGGUCUUUGUUUUGAUGAAUCUGUGUACCUUUCUGCUGCUGGUGCUGAUUGUAAAUAUAAACUUUUCCAAUUGCAUGUUAUUUUUGACACAUGUUUAGAAGGGAAAAGGUCUUUUAU